Molecule: messenger RNA, 896 nt
Organism: Culex pipiens pallens (northern house mosquito)
Lineage: Eukaryota; Metazoa; Arthropoda; Insecta; Diptera; Culicidae
Product: coiled-coil domain-containing protein 124
Exons: 2
Coding region: 148-783 (211 amino acids)
Biological process (GO): transcription by RNA polymerase II
Cellular component (GO): nucleus
Molecular function (GO): transcription coactivator activity
Source: RefSeq, a predicted model, not a curated record
AACUGUCACAACAAAGAGACCAAAAAGACGAAAAAGUAGCGGAUCGAUUUGGCAAAAAUUGCAAUUUUUUUUUUACAAAAUUCCCUCGUGAAGAUCAACACAAAUCUUCAAAUUUCUGUGACCAUUUGAAGAAACGCACGUGUCACGAUGCCGAAAAAGAUGGGUAUCAACUCGAAGGCCGUCGAGGCCCGAGAGCGAAAGGCCGACGCAAAGAAGGUGGCCAACGAGAAGGCCUCAAAGGCAGCCGAGGAUGCCCUCUGGCAGGACGACGACAAACAGCUGGCCAAGAAAAAGAAACAAAAGGAAGAGGAAGAGCGCAAAAAGUUGGAGCAAGCCCGCAAAAAGGCGGAAGCCAAGGAACUGCUGGAGAAGGAAAUGAGCUCGAUCAAGGUCGCGCCGAAGGUUUCCGUCCAGAAGGUGACCCGUUCCCAGAUCGAGGCCGAAGUUGAGAAGCGAAACCGAGCCAUUGAAUCAGUCAACAACCCGCCUAAAGUCGUGCCGGCCAAGGUCGUUCCGCUGGAGGAGAACCUGAACCGGGUGAUGGCCGACACCGAGGUGGCCCAAACCAUUGACCAGGCGUUGGCCGUGCUGGCCGUGAAGGACGGCGGCGACGAUAAACAUCCGGAGAAGCGGAUGAAGGCGGCCUACAAGGCGUUCGAGGAGGAACAGCUGGCGAUACUGAAGCAGGAGCAUCCGUCGCUCAAAUUGUCCCAGCUCAAGCAGAUGAUCUUCAAGGACUGGCAAAAGUCGCCCCAGAAUCCGCUCAACCAGGCCAAGGCGUAGUAGGACUGAACUUAAGAGACCGGGAGAGCUCUUAAUUCUAAGGUAAGAACGUGGACGGAUCGCCCAUUAAUCGUGAAAUCAAAUUUCAAAAUAAACUAUCGUGUGUAAUGUGG